GUCUUGUGUUCCAUACUUUGGGACUCCGUGGCGCGGUCAUAUAGUCUUUUGCUUCUUAAGUUCUCUUCUUACUUCUUAGAAAGUGACUGUGACCGUGCUAUUGACCAUGACUCACAGCACGUCUCGCACGGACCAAUUUUGCUUUUCUUUGGUCCCACCCUUCGUUAGACACCCCAUUCUUCCUUUUCCCUUUACCCUCACGUAGACGUCUACCACUCCUCUCAAAUACAUACAUCGUUCACCGUAUUGCCGCCUUCCCAUGAAUCCACAAGAACAGCCCAGCAAUAGCACAGCGUCGCCCCUAGCAACUGUAGAAGACACUUCUCAUGGCUCUCAGAAAACGGAAAACUUAGGGAAAUGUCUUAUUCUGACAUUGGUGCGGCAUGGACAGUCCCAAUCGAAUGUCUGUCGACACCUAAGCGGAGGCAGAUUCGAUCCUCUCACCGACUGCGGCUAUUCCCAAGCAGAACAAUUGAGCAAGGAUCUAUCCUCUAUGCACAUCGAUCAUCUCAUAUCAUCUCCGUAUACACGAGCUUUGGAUACUGCUCGGGUUAUUGGUCGAAACAAUAUCGAGCGACCUGGCUUGAAACCUGAGGAAGAUGAACUCAUCAUAGAGCAGUACCAUGGACCCGCGGUUGAAGCUGCUCGGAGCGCUGGAAACGGGGAUCUUGCAUACGAGCUACGGACCGGACAAAGUUCUUUCCUUGCGUAUGGACGUCCCACUUUCCCUCCUCGAUCUUACAGUCCCCCUGGAGGCGAGAGUCUGGAAUCAGUUUCUCGACGCGCACGGAUUACACUGCGCCGCUAUCUGCGUUGGUAUGGUGGAAGCUUUUCUUCCAUGCCGGAUGUUCCGAUAGACUCGACAAAUCUUAUCGACGGCGUUCCUCAUGUUGUUAUGGUCAGCCAUAAUAUCUUCCUUACCGAGUUCUAUGAAACUAUGCUUUUCUUCAACGAUCCUUCGCAGAGGUACGACACCCCGGUGAAUUGGGGAAAUGCCAGUUGGGCACGAUACAUAGUAUUCUACGAUGGCGAGCGCUUGGAGCUCAAAACCAUGAAACAGCCCUCUUAACUGUUCGACGUGGGGAAUAUCGCUCUGCUAGCAUACGUCGCGGUCAUAUCAUUUCAUCUGGCCGUACAUCAUUCUUACUCAUAAAGAAAAUUUGAAUUAUCAGAGAAGAUCGAAAGCAGAGAUACGAGAUCGGCAUAUAGAAACAGAUUCUAGGGCAUCGACGGUACGAGUACGGGCCCGUAUAUCAUCCACGGGGACAUUGGACAUCCUCACUAAAUGUUAAAUAUCCUCUCCAUAUUGAACCUCUAGAUACAUUGUGUGUAUAGUCGACAGCAACCGAACAACAAAGGAGUAG
Molecule: messenger RNA, 1364 nt
Organism: Guyanagaster necrorhizus
Lineage: Eukaryota; Fungi; Basidiomycota; Agaricomycetes; Agaricales; Physalacriaceae
Product: PGAM-domain-containing protein
Exons: 4
Coding region: 260-1069 (269 amino acids)
Biological process (GO): negative regulation of glycolytic process; regulation of pentose-phosphate shunt
Cellular component (GO): cytosol
Molecular function (GO): fructose-2,6-bisphosphate 2-phosphatase activity
Source: RefSeq, a predicted model, not a curated record